UUCCGCACCGCCAACGAACGUACAUAAACGUAAAUUUUAUUUACAUAACAUUACGUGCACGAUUAUACCGUAGGUAUAUACCGUUUCGUUUAUCAGUACACCGCCGUAAAAACUUGUGUUCCGCCGACCAUACCGGUUGACACGGUAUCGCCACCGCCGUGGACGAAGAGCCGAAUUCGUGUGCGGGUGUUCGGCAGUAGUCUUCCGUACGUGGUCCCGAACACGUCGGCGCAACGUUUCCGUUUACGUCCGUUUCUUCGUUUUCAAAAACGAUAACAAUUAUCUGUUGGCGCACGGGAAACGAAUACCGCACGAAUGAUCGAAUGAUCGACACGUAUCUUUACGUGCCAUGACGCCGACGUCCUUCUACGGUUCAUAUUAAAGAUAAUUCAUAAAUUCCUAAAUGGAUGGAGUCCAGAGAAAUUUCAAUAUGAUGGCUGAGAAAAUCGACAGAAUGCGAUGUUUAAGGGAACGAUGCGAAAAUUACGUCAGACUAAUAAAACUAACACUCGAUGAAACAAUACAAGAACAAAAUUCAAUUUUGAAUGGAUCGGCUAUUCACAAUAGGCUUAAAUACCUCGGCUUAAUGGAUAAUUCUAAACCUUCAUCAAAUACGCUUAGUUUUAAUAAAAUGUAUCCUAAAAAAAUAGAUUUUGAUAACAAAUACAAAUAUUUAGUAUUUGAUGACCAUAUAGAUACCAGGAAACGUAUAAAUAAAACUAACUUAUACGCAAAUGAUAUGUAUUCAUCAAAUAACUACAAUGACUUCCGUCCAAAUAACAAACCACAAAUUCGUCACUAUUCGUCCGCAGAUUUUGAUACUUACAAUAGUGCAUAUUAUAUGCCAAUAAGUUCUAAAAAAUAUAAUAAAGCUAUGAACUUCUACACUCCAAAUUGUCAAGAAUACCAAGUGUAUUACUUUCCUACAUCAAAACCUAUUGCUCAAUAUCCACGACACACCACAGAGCAAUUUUACAAACGAAGACCUGUUCAACAAUAUCCAGAAGAAGAAGUCCCUUAUUGGCCUACACGAUAUCCAAAACCAGUAAAAAUUAUCGAACGCGAACCAUCUUAUUCGAUGGGUGAUUACAGAUAUCGUAAUACAAUUAAUUACCCUGUUGGUAAUACAAGCUAUGAAUAUUCACCCGAAUACCGUAAAAGGUAUUAUCCAACAAAUGAUAAUUUAACGUAUCCUGGAUAUGAUGAUUAUUAUGAGGCCGAUUUGAGGCAACGAUCAUUUUCCAGUAUAACUAGACCAUGUUCACCAGUUUACAGUCGAGAUAUGUUGUAUGAUAAAACAAAUCUAGGAAAUUCUGGAAGCCUACUUGAAAAAAAAAUCCGAGACUAUGUUUGGAAUCCUCACAAAGAACGGGUGGAAAGAUAUUCGACUCCAAGUUAUGAAAAAAGUACAUAUUAUUCUGAUUUUAAGUCAUUACAAAACAAACGGCAAGGUGAUGAUGUAUUUAAAACACGUUCAUUAAAUUCUCAAGUAAAUAAUCCAAAAGUUGAAUUAACCAAAGAAGAUUUGUAUAGAAGAAACUCAUUUUUGAAGUCACCAGAAAAAAGACUUUUAAAUGACGAAAGUUUCGAUUCACAGAAAGAGGAUGAUUAUUUAGAAAAUAAUUCAUAUAUAAAAAAACCUGAAACAUCCACAAAUGUUUCAAAGCGAAUUAGUUUUGAUCUUGACAGUGAAAAUAUUGAGUUACCUAAUCAUAAAUAUUCAACUGAAGAAAAUACUUACGACAAACCCAUUACACAUGAACGUAAGUUACUUCUAGAAAGAAAAAAUUCAAUUGCAAAACAUGAAAACAAACGCCGAACCUCUUUAUUAUCAAACGACAAUUAUUCUGCUUCGAUGAACAAACAUCGUGCUUUACCAAGUGAUAAACAAGUAAACUCCAGAAGGGAAUCUUUAAAUAAACCAGAAAAACUUGCUUCAAUUGGAAAUUCUUUUGAAUCCAAUAAAUAUUUAAAUUUAAAGAACGAUGUUCAGGAAAAUGAACCAAAUUCGUUAGAAAGUAAUGUACAUAAUAAUUAUAAAGAUAUUGAAAAAGUAGAUUAUGAUCACAAUAACACAUAUCGUGUUCUUAGGCGUAAUAGUAAUAAUAAUGACCGAAGAAAAGUAGUGGAAACAUCUAAGCCACCUCAAGUUGAUUAUCAAGACGAAACAAAAAAUACAUUAAAUAAAAUCAACAAUGUUAACAUUAAUGAUCGAAGAGAAAGCUUCAAAAAUGAGUCAGUAUUGACAAACGAAAAUAUUUCUAGCGGUAAAGUAUAUUCAAAUAAUUCAGACAAUCAGUUAGAUCAAGAAUUUAAUAAUCAACCAGAUAGUAUAAAUGAAUCAUCUAGAACAUUUAUCAACCAAUCCAAAAUUGAUUAUACAAGUGCUAAUAAAUAUAUAACCAACGAACAAGAAACCGGGAACCCCCAACAAUUUAAUAAUAAUGAAAACUACUUAAAAAAUAAUGUUAAAACUAUUCUACCGUAUCAAGUUGAUAAUAAUUCAAAUAAUGAUAUAGAUAUAAUACAAUCCAAUGAACGAGAUAGUUCUGAGUUGAAAACAAUUCCAAUAGAGCAAGGACCAUCACAAGAUAUUGUAAAUGAAGAAUUCACGAUUGAUAAUAGUCAUUAUCAAGAGCAUACAAUACAAAAUCUUGAAAAUCAACCGGACUAUACCGAUGAACACAUCAUAAACGAGAAAAACUAUUAUCCAGAUGGAACCACUGAAAGUAACAAAGAGAUUACAACAAACAAUAACAUUGAACCCAACCAGCAUAAUGAAUUUGUCGAGGAAAAUAAUGUACACGAUGAAAAUAAUUAUUAUUACCAAAACCCUACAGAUGACAGUAAAGAAAAUCCAACACAAAAUCAAUACGAAGAGCCCAACACACAAACAAAUUAUGUUGACGAACAACACGCUGAUGAUGAUUAUUAUUAUCAAAAUAAUUAUUCUAAUGUUGAUCCAAAAGAAUCAAUGCUAGAAAACCAAUACACUCAACCGGAACAUCAAGGAGAAUAUGAUGAACACGAUGACUAUUAUUACCAAAAUCAUGCAAAAGAUGACGGGAAAGAGCAACAAGUGGACCAACAAUAUGUCGAUCCUAACUAUCAGGGAAAUUAUGCCGACCAGCAUUCAGCUCAAGAUGACUAUUAUUACCAAAAUUAUUCUGACGCUAAUCCAAAAGGACAAUCACAAAAUGAAUAUGCCGAUCAUGGUCAACAGGCCAAGUACGUGGCUGAAAAUGUUAAUCAUGAUGAUUAUUAUUAUCAAAAUCGUCCAGAAGAAAAUACUAGUGAAAAUCAUGCCGACCGGCAUUAUGCGGAAUCCGAGCUCCAAGGAAAUUACGUGGACGGGGAGCAAAGGAAUUAUUAUUACGAAGAUAAUUCAAAUGCGAACACAGAAAGGGUUCCGCCCGAGCAGUACGAUGAACACGCGCAACAAGAAAACUAUCCGAACGAUCAGCAUGCGAACGAUGAUUACUAUUAUCAAAAACAAGAUGAACAUUACGAUGGAACCGUUGCCAAAGAGCAGUACGACGGUUAUGUUGGCGAUCAACACGAGACUAAUGCAUCUUAUUAUCCAGAUUCUUCGACCAAUAAUUAUGACCCACAGCAGAACUAUGAAAAUAAUAGUUAUCAAACACAACAAUCGGAGUAUGUAGAACCAUACGAACAGAAUCCUAAUAAUGAAAGAUAUGGUUAUUCUGAUAACGCUGAUGAAAGUCAGUCUAUGAAUCAAUUAUCUAAUGAAGAAACUAAACAAUAAUUCAUCAAACCAACACAAUAAAUAAGCGUUAAAUAGUUAUAUAUAUAUAUAUAUAUCCAAGUAUGAAAUUAAUUAUAAUUUGUGUGAUUAUUUUUGUUCCAUACGAGAAUGUUCUAUGUAGAAAA
Molecule: messenger RNA, 3891 nt
Organism: Sipha flava (yellow sugarcane aphid)
Lineage: Eukaryota; Metazoa; Arthropoda; Insecta; Hemiptera; Aphididae
Product: homeobox protein 2-like
Exons: 3
Coding region: 404-3766 (1120 amino acids)
Source: RefSeq, a predicted model, not a curated record